Aspergillus melleus is the source of this 1059-nucleotide messenger RNA. Its product is annotated as sterol desaturase family protein. The record is from RefSeq and is a predicted model, not a curated record. Gene Ontology annotation, biological process: lipid biosynthetic process. The transcript is spliced from 2 exons. Lineage: Eukaryota; Fungi; Ascomycota; Eurotiomycetes; Eurotiales; Aspergillaceae. Bases 1 to 1059 code for a protein of 352 amino acids. Gene Ontology annotation, molecular function: oxidoreductase activity; iron ion binding.
AUGGAUAUCGCCCUCGAGAUCUGGGACACCUUCAUUGGUGAUCCUAUGUACGCCACGCUGCUUCCAGCGUCUCUGUCCUCUUCAGUCUCCUUUCCUGGCUUCACCAAUGCUGCCAACAGCACGUUGUCUUUCUUCGGCGCGUCUCAACCUUUCAUCUACGAACCGGCUACCCAAUUGAUAUACCUGGAACCAUCCAAGUAUGCAUACAUGAGCGCCUGGCCUAGAAACAACAUCUAUCGCCAAUUCUUGAGUUUCUUUCUGAUUGUUUGGAUCUUUGGUUUCAUCGUGUACUUCAUCUCUGCGACCCUUUCGUACAUAUUCAUCUGGGACAAAACUACCGUCAAACACCCCAAAUUCCUCAAAAACCAAAUCUCCAUGGAAAUUGCUCAAACAAUGGGGUCCAUGCCUAUCAUGUCCCUGUUGACCGCGCCCUUCUUGGUCGCCGAGGUCCGGGGAUAUGCUAAGCUUUACGAUGGAUUCUCGGACGAACCGUUCCCGUAUUAUAGCAUCCUGCAGUUCCCAUUGUUUAUCGCCUUUACCGAUCUUUGCAUCUAUUGGAUCCAUCGCGGCCUGCAUCAUCCGUUGAUCUACAAGACUCUGCACAAGCCUCACCACAAGUGGAUUAUGCCUAGCCCUUACGCAUCGCACGCAUUCCAUCCGCUGGAUGGCUGGUCGCAAAGCGUUCCUUAUCACGUUUUCCCGUUCAUCUUUCCUCUCCAGAAAUUUGCCUACGUCCUCCUUUUCGGUUUCAUCAACCUUUGGACUGUCUUGAUUCACGACGGAGAAUAUGUUGCGAACAGCCCGGUUGUUAACGGCGCUGCCUGCCACACGAUGCACCAUCUCUACUUCAACUAUAACUACGGACAAUUCACGACUCUCUGGGAUCGUCUCGGAGGCAGCUACCGACAGCCUAAUGAGGAACUCUUCCGCCGCGAGACGAAAAUGGGCGAGAAAGAGUGGAAGCGACAAACCAAAGAGAUGGAGACUAUCCUCAAGGACGUCGAGGGCGAGGACGACCGCAAAUACCUGGCAGAGGAAGAACCCAAGAAAGAGCUGUGA